UUGAGCAGAUAAUGGCACCAGUGCAAAGACCCGAUGAACUCGAUAAUCAAGAUGUUUCCGCAGAUUUCGAGCAUGAAGUAAAGUGCCUUCGAAAAUGGCUGCGUGAAAUGGAAGCUCGUCUGCAGCCGCUCAACUUCCGAGUCGACUGGAACAGGACUGAGAUCGAGGAAAAAGCUAUAGAGCAUAUGGUACUGCAGAGGGACAUCGAGGCGCACGGCCGGAUCGUCAGCUCGGUCGUGAAGCUCGGGGAGCGCGUUGCAGCCGGGAGCAGCCGAUGCGCGGAGGAGCAGCACCGGGAGCAGUCGGAGGAGCGCCGGCAGGAGAAGCAACAGGCACUGAGGGUCGCGGGCUCCCUGGAGCGGCGCUGGCAUCUUUUGUUCCUGCGUGCCUUGGAGUGGCAGUGUCACAUCGAGGCUUUGGCCGCUAGGAUUCGCAAUAGCCACGUAGCUAGCUACCGGUGCAGCAGCGACAGCGACGACGAGGAGCCAGUGACCAAGCAGCCGCGCCUGAGCCGCCGACAGUCCCUAACCAGCGUCGAUAGCUCAUCGGCGUCGUCGUCGCAGGACGAGGCCAGGACCACCAGCGGCAGUGGCCAUUUCGCGAUAAUCAACAACGGCAGGCGCCGCCACUCGUUGCGCUCCAGGCGCCGGCUGAAGAGCAAGCGCUCGCUCUCCGAGGGUCAGUUGUCGACUUUGGGCUGCACCCCGCCCAAGACCGGCAGUGGCAAACUCGAGGCCAAGUCCCUUACGUCAUCGUCGUCGUCCUCGGCUGGUGAACAGUCGUCCUCCUCCGACAGCGACGUCUCUUGCGAAAACAGAUCCGCCGACGAUGGUUCCUACUUCGAGGACGAUCUCGAGGAGUUGUGCGCCACGGUGAGCUUAAAACCAAGCAUCGCAGCCCAGUCGUACGUGGCGAGCGCCCUGUGCGGCGACCAGGGCACCGAGGCAGACAUCGAGGAAGCUGGUCUGAGUGAGGAGGAGACCGACGCUGGCAAGGAUCGCUGGUGCACCGCCAACAUGACUCCGAACCCGGAACCCGUGCCCACGACGGAGGCCAAGGGUCCAGAGAUGAUCCCUGACGAAGGCUCGCGCGACGAGGUCGACACCGGCCUCGCAACCCAACCUGGGGCGAACAACGACAGUCCCAAGAGGCGCAGGACCGACCUCGACGAGGCCGCCCAGCGGUUCAACACCUCGAACCGGAAAUCGAAGAACUGCGCGACCUUCUACUUCAAGCACAUGGACACGGACUCCGAAGCUGACAAUAACAACGCGGUGCCGGCUGAGCGCGACAACCAAGAUCCACUUGGGCAGCGACAGCACCACACCGAGGAGGAGACCGAAGAGGAGUGGGCCUGUUACCAACAGGGCACGCAGGCUGUCGCCGAUGCCAGGACGCAAUUGGAGUUUGUUCGAGAGGCUGUUGAGCCAACGAGUGACGUGGAUGUCCUCGAUGAUCACGAGGAGGUUGGAGGUGUCCUCAAUACCAGAGCUGUCAGUGACGAGGGGAUGCUCAGAAGGGAGCGCAUCCAAAAGCUCGUCAAGGAGGUGGAACAAUUGGUGCGCCAAGGAACGCAGGGCAAGCACCAAGUGCCACAGCUUGCCUUCGACGAAGAGAUCAAGGGUAUGCCGAGCCCGCAGAGCAACAUGGCCAAGGUUGCCAGGAUCAGGCGCUGGCUGGAGAUACACAACAGCAACAGCAAGUGCCACGUCAAGAAUGCCUCGCAGUCGUGCUACCGAUUGACAACUGCGGACGCAGAUCUCCAACUGGACAGCGGAGACGCGAGCGCCGAGUGCACGACCGACGACUCGGAGGUCGAGCGCCAGUACACGCGCUUCCAGGAGGACCUGAGCACCAGCAUGGCCACGUGCUACCACGUGCAGCGCACCAGCUCAAGCGACAAGGACGACCCGGGACAGAACAGCCGCUCGUCCGAGGCCGGGUCGCCCAAGGUCGUCAUGCGCAACAAGCACCGGCGCUCCAGUGCCGCCAGGCCCUGGAGCCUCCCUGGCUUCUCUCACCUCCUCAAGAAGCGCGCGUCCGGCUGUGGCUACGAGCUUGUUCCCCCCCAACACUCCAUCUCCGAGACCGCCCUCAACAAACUCGUCGACGAUCCGACCACCACCAACUCGUCGUCCAUGGACUCGGCGGAGUCACGUGUACCCUUCAAUAACUCAACGUCGACGCUGCUGGGGGAACAGAUAAACGGCCACGAGACUCGCGUGGCGAGGAACAGCUCGCUGCGCCGCAAGAAAAACAGGCUCCGCAAGAAGAAUGUGAGUCGCAAAAGUGAGUCUGGCUCCGACAACGUGACCAGCGCGAACAACAGCGGCGGCAGCAACAACCACCACCAGCAGCCGCACCACCAACAUCAGGGCCAAGGCGGCAGCGAGGAGAGCAUCCUGUCGCGCGUCAAGCUACGCCGAUCGCGCACUUCUCGGGGCCCGUCCGUCCUCUCAAAGUCGGGCUCGUUCUCCAGCUGCCACAACCACACCGUGACGCCAGCCAACAGCUCCUGGAGCGACCCCCAGGGCAAACCACCGCUCAGAUCAUCCUCCGAGUCCGAGGAGGAAGCCGACGAGGUCGCCACCGGAGCCACGGCCCAGCCGGUCACGGCCAUCAGCCUAGCCGAUGGUCGAUACAGGAGUCUCCGGUACCUCGGUCGCGAGGACAGCUCCCCUGGAAAACCGGUACUCGCGGCGCUGGCCGUGGCCCACAGCGACACCGAGAACGCCAGCUGGGACAGCUACCAGGACAAGUACUCGAGCGAGCCGUACAGCGAGUCUAUCGACAUCGAGGGGGCCAAGCGCAUCCUGGAGUUUGGCGACGAUUACCGGAACUUCUUCGACAGCCAGUCGGACGCGUCCGCGUGCAGUUUCGGCCCGAUGUACAGAAACGUAAGUCCGACCCAAUUAUCGAGAUCGGUAGAUGGCAAACAGCGACGGCGCAGCAACAUACGGUGUGAAUCGACGUUACAGAAACGCCGGCCGGCAUCCGAGGAGAGCGACAGCGACUCGGAGCUCAAGCGGCUGGCCGAGAUGUCGCGCAACCAACUGAUGCUGACCGAGGCCCGGUACACCGGGUGUGCCGACAACAAUCUUAUCGAGUUGGCACGCGUCUGUCGAGAGAACAUCAGGUGCCUGCGAGCAAUCUCAGAAACGAGGUGCGGCUCCCGCCACAGUGACCGCUAUAGCAAGCAAAUACGAGGCUUGAUGGAAAGAUGGGAGUCACUCUCUCUGAGAGCCGAGGAGGCACAGAAGGUCAACGCGAUACACCGGGAGAUGGCGGCCAUGAAGAUGGAGUUCUGCGCGGCGCACGAUCGGUUCGUGGCUCACAGGGUUGUUCUCGAGGAGCCGCACGUCAUCGAAGAUCGCAUCAGUCGGAUUACGAACGAAUUGGCUAAUUUGAGAGAUCGAAAGCCGGCCAUGCUGGCUUUGAACGUUUCGACACAUCGUCUCAUCACGGAUCUCGGUCAAAAGACGUCGCCUACAUUUGCCGCCCUAAAGGAUGGAGUUGCGGAUCUGUACAGGCUCUGGGACGAGGCCUUCCAAAAGGGUAACCAGCAGCUGUGCGCCUUACAAGCGAUUCAGCAGUUCGGGAUGCGCCUCACGGAGCUGCAGAGCGCCCUCAGAAGGGACAAGGACACGCUGGCCGUUCUGGACGCGGCACUCAAGGCCGGAGCCACGAUGGAGGUCGCCUCCUCGGUCAAGGACGUGGCUCGGCUACUUUCGGAGAAGCACGAGGUCAACAAUCAGCAAUCAGUCGUCCCAACGGACACCAACGCCCCGGGUGGAACCGGUGGUGGAAACCAGACCUCGUUCGCCGACUCUAUAGUCCUGGUGGGUCACGAGGGUGGCUCGCUCUCGGACAGUGGGAUCUCGGACAGCGGCAGUGAGCAAGAGCUAAGCGAGCGCGAGCGCCGACUGGCCGCCCUGCGUCGGCUCACCCGUACUCUGGAGUCGCAGCUGGCACCCGAGAGUAGCGACGACGGUAUACUGGCUGAGCUCUGGAGGCGCGUCGAGGAGGCUGAGGCCGAUCUCAGGGAGCUGCAGAGUCAAUGCCGCGAGCUUAUCGUGCGCACCGCCGCCAGUGUCGAGGCCAGGGCCAAUGCUGCCAGGCCCGUCAGCGUGUACAUGAACCACCCCGUGCCCAGCAAACGCAAGAAGAUCCCGCAGCUCGAGUCUCUGACACUAACAAAAGUCAUGAGCGAGGCCCGUCCGACAACAGCCACAGCCACGGACGACCCAGACAGCGAGCCAAGCGUGCCCCGCAGCUGGGUCUGGCGCAUCCUGCGCGCCGCCCUGCCCUUCCAGCUAGCCCUGGUCGUGCUCUUCUGCGCCGCCUGUCUACUCGAGCCGCACUGCUGUGAGGCCAGCAACUCGCUCAACCUAUCGCUGACUCCGCAGCUACGCUACGUCCGUGGACCACCUCCAGUUUGAACGGUUACACCUGGUCCCGAGUACGCUCAUGUCGCCGAUGUGGCGAGUCACGCAACUCGCCCUCGCUUGGCGAUUUUGACGAUGGAGGUGAAGGUGGUAGCCUCGAACCAAGUUUCUUGGCUUUGAAGAGCUUUGGGGUCUUUGGUACAGGUCAAAGGGGGUAAGUAUGCUCGUUCACUGCACGAGGAUACCAAGAGCUGCUGUGCCUACAAUUACGAUGGUGGGAAGAAGGAAGUUUACAGACGGAGCUCCAUGUGGAAUGUCUACGUGCCUUUGAAUUAGGGGUCCGAGGUUUUUGUUUGGAGGCGUAGAGGAAAAGAGAGUGAGGGGUUGGAUGGUGGAGGAGAAUCUUACUAGCCCCCGGAGGUACGUCACGCUGUUUGGGGGUGCCGUGCUUCCGGUCGAAUUCGCAUUUUCAGACUGACUGAUGGUUAACAUAAUAUCAACAUUAGAGACUUAAUUCUCAAGCCGUACCGCUUGUUGUGUGGGAGUGAGAAUUUUGAGGGAAACGAAUUUUGGUCUGUCGAUGAGCCUGAAAGUGCGGAUCUUAGGUGUGGCGUCGAUGAUAUCGGGACGUCGUGUUAUACCUAAACGUUAUGUUAAUCGUUUGUCAUGAACAAGUAAUUGCGAUUAGUCAGUGAUGAGUUGAUGGGCUGAUUUUAUCAAUCGAUUACUUAUUCACGGCAAAUUGAGAAUGAUUUUUUGCAGAAAUGUAGAAAAUGUAGAAAAGUGAGAUAGAAAAAAAAAGUAAGCAAACGUACGAUAGUAAUGAAAGAAAUAUAAAUCAGGGGCAUUUUUUUACGAAGUAAAAGUAAGGAACUAUAUAUGUAUCGUAUAGGACUAGAGCAAUAAGUUUGAGCUUAUGAAUCCGUGCCAAUUUUAAUGUAAAGUCGAAACAAGUGGCUUAAUAUGAUGCGCUGACGUGCCUUGAUUCACGGAUAUUUUCCAAAAUGUGGCCUAAAGGAAAACAGUUUUUGCUCUCACUGUACAUAAUGUAUCAAAGUUUUUGUCCCUGAUAACAUUAAGAGAAACAUUUGUCGUGUACACUGCAAAUUUCGUUGAGUCGGAAAGAUGUACAUCUAUUUUUGAGUGAUUACAGAAAAAAAUGUGCAGAAAGCCCAUAGCAUGCUAAAUUAGUUGCAGUUAUCCUUUGAAAUUAGUUCUCAUCUAUCGGCACGCAGGCUUUAUGGAAUAUUUUUUAAAUAGAUUCUUCCAUCCGCUUCAUCGAUAUUUUUGGGACAGUAUUUUUUAUAAAAAUCCCAAUUAAAAGUAAAAAAAGAAUCACGUUAAUAGUCGGAUAAGAAAAAAGUACCUUGCACCAUAAUUGUUAAAGAAAAAAAAACAAAAUAAAAUGAAACAGAACAUAAACUUGUGUUCAGAGAAACCGUAAACUAGUCAUUCAAAAUGAAGAGAGAAGGCCUUCCUGCUCCUAUUGUUAAUAUUUUCUCGCGUGAUGAUUUCGCCGUCGCAUAACUUAUCCGCGAUUCAUCGAAUUGAUCCUUGUUUCAUGUUGUAAGUUGAAAAAAAAAUUUUUUUUAUCUCCAUUAAAAACAUAUCUGUAUGUAUUUUGAGCAAAAAGAGAUAACGUUUACCGUGUAAACAUAGUGCUGUACAUACAUAGCUUUCGGAAGCAUCCGAUUCAUGAUGAUACGAUUUUUUAUAUAAGGGUAAUCAUCAUUAGGAUCGAUUUGCAAUAAUAAAAGAUUUCAACUGAAACUUGCUACUUAAAAACGGCAUUUAUACAAUGAGCCAUGAUAUAUGACUAAGAGUCUGACAAAGAUUUUUUUUUAUACUUGAAAUCAAAGUUAUAUGCAUAUAUUAUAUACAUAUUGAUGAAUUUGUAUGAUUUUAUCUUGUUGUUUUCUAUUAUAGUUGUAAACUUUGCAGUGAUGUAGGGAUCCAAACGUUGACAUUUCCUAAGGAGCUGCCUUUCAGAAAAAAAAAAAAAAAAAAGAAAUGCGUAUAUAUGACUUACGCAGAUGUUAUGAAAGCGAGUGCACAAACUAUUUACACACGAAAGUUGUAGCCAUUGCGAUAAUGGACAGCUCUUCGGAGAUACAGAAAAAAAAACGAGAGUACUUACUUACGUAUUUUGCAUAUUUGCACUUUACGAGUAAAAACCAGUAUACUAUUUGACGAUCGCAUGGUAAUCGUUUGGAUAUAUACCUGCGUCGUUAUCAAGAGAAAAAAAAAUAUAUAUAUGUAAAUAAAUAUAUUUUAGGGCUAUAAUAAUCUUAUGGUGUCGAUUUAUCGUCGCUUGUAAUGAGUUUUAUUCAUAGCUGCUGAUUUAUAUUUAAUUCAAUGUUUAUUUGUCAGUUUUAAUCUUUUGAUUUUCUUUUGUACUUUUAGAACAAUAAUAA
Copidosoma floridanum is the source of this 6799-nucleotide messenger RNA. RefSeq lists its product as uncharacterized. Gene Ontology annotation, biological process: nuclear migration; nucleus organization; cytoskeleton organization. Gene Ontology annotation, cellular component: membrane; nuclear envelope; perinuclear region of cytoplasm. NCBI's taxonomy places the organism in Eukaryota, Metazoa, Arthropoda, Insecta, Hymenoptera, Encyrtidae. Gene Ontology annotation, molecular function: kinesin binding. The record is from RefSeq and is a predicted model, not a curated record.